Molecule: messenger RNA, 4428 nt
Organism: Salvelinus sp. IW2-2015
Lineage: Eukaryota; Metazoa; Chordata; Actinopteri; Salmoniformes; Salmonidae
Source: RefSeq, a predicted model, not a curated record
AGAAAAAGGCUGUUUUUGUUUCCAGUGAGCUGCUGCGAAAAUGGCGGUGUCUCGUCGCUCAUCGCAGCAACAACAGCAGGGUAACCUGCAAUCUCCGCCACGAAACAGUUCUCUUUCUGUAAGUCCUCCGGACUCUCUGCCAAUUGAUCUUGUGGCAGCGACGUCAAUGCCCCCGGAUGGUGAGCGUGGAUGCAGUGCAGGCAUGGAGAAUCCUUCGGGCUCUCCGGAUCUUCCAGCCCCGGCCCUCAGCACUGGGAGCAGCACAAGCCCGACCACAACAACCUCCGGCGGGGAGAGUAGUAGUGUCUCGAGCCCCGGUUCAGGAGGCAUGAGCCCCGGCGACGGCAGUAGCGGGGCCGGGGGAGCUUUCAGGGAUCUAUUUGAGGCCUGUCGGAAUGGAGAUGUAUCCCGUGUGAAGAGACUUGUAGACUCGGUGAAUGUGAAUGCGAAGGACAUGGCCGGGCGAAAAUCUACCCCUCUGCAUUUCGCUGCAGGUUUUGGACGAAAGGAUGUGGUUGAGCACCUUUUACAGACUGGAGCUAAUGUGCAUGCUAGAGAUGACGGUGGUCUCAUUCCCCUUCACAACGCCUGCUCCUUUGGCCAUGCCGAGGUGGUCAGUCUCCUGCUGUGCCAAGGUGCAGACCCCAAUGCACGGGACAACUGGAACUACACACCUCUGCACGAGGCAGCCAUCAAAGGCAAGAUUGAUGUGUGCAUCGUACUCCUCCAGCAUGGCGCCGAUCCCAACAUCCGUAAUACGGACGGCAAGUCUGCCCUAGAUCUGGCAGACCCCUCUGCCAAGGCUGUGCUUACUGGUGAGUACAAGAAGGAUGAACUCCUGGAAGCAGCAAGGAGUGGCAACGAGGAGAAACUGAUGGCACUACUGACCCCGUUAAAUGUCAACUGCCAUGCCAGUGAUGGCCGCAAGUCAACAUCCCAAAAAAUGCUGUCCACCCCACUGCACCUGGCGGCUGGUUACAACCGCGUACGCAUCGUCCAGCUACUGCUGCAGCACGGGGCAGACGUCCAUGCCAAGGACAAAGGUGGCCUGGUCCCUCUUCACAACGCCUGCUCCUAUGGACACUUUGAGGUCACAGAGCUUCUUCUCAAGCAUGGAGCGUGUGUGAAUGCCAUGGACCUGUGGCAGUUCACCCCUCUCCACGAGGCUGCAUCUAAGAACCGUGUGGAGGUGUGUUCUCUGCUGCUGAGCCACGGGGCCGACCCCAACCUGCUCAACUGCCACAGCAAGAGCGCCGUGGACUUGGCCCCCACCCCCGAACUCAAAGAGCGGCUCACCUAUGAGUUUAAAGGUCAUUCGCUGCUCCAGGCAGCUCGGGAGGCAGACAUGGCCAAAGUGAAGAAGACUCUGGCUCUGGAGAUCAUUAGCUUCAAACACCCACAGACCAACGAGACAGCCCUGCACUGUGCCGUUGCUUCCCCUCACCCCAAACGGAAGCAGGUGACCGAGCUGCUACUGCGUAAAGGUGCCAACGUCAACGAGAAGAACAAAGACUUCAUGACGACUCUGCAUGUAGCGGCUGAGAGAGCACACAACGACAUCCUGGAGGUGCUGCAGAAACAUGGAGCCAAGGUAAAUGCGGUGGACACCCUAGGGCAGACAGCCCUCCACAGGGCAGCCCUGGCGGGCCACAUCCAGACGUGCAGGCUACUGCUGAGCUACGGGGCCGACCCGGCCAUCGUUUCCCUGCAGGGCUUCACUGCCUCACAGAUGGGUAACGAGGCCGUGCAGCAGAUCCUCAAUGAAAAUAUUCCAACUCGUAACUCUGAUGUCGACUACCGGUUUCUGGAAGCCGCCAAGGCUGGAGAUUUGGACACUGUGCAGCAACUCUGCACUCCUCAGAACGUGAACUGUCGGGACCUGGAGGGUCGUCACUCUACCCCUCUGCACUUUGCUGCAGGCUACAACCGUGUGGCCGUGGUGGAGUACCUGCUACAUCAUGGCGCUGACGUACAUGCUAAAGACAAAGGUGGUCUGGUGCCCCUCCACAACGCCUGCUCCUACGGUCACUAUGAGGUGGCUGAGCUGCUGGUGAGACACGGGGCAUCGGUGAACGUAGCUGACCUCUGGAAGUUCACCCCUCUCCACGAGGCUGCCGCCAAGGGCAAAUACGAGAUCUGCAAACUGCUGCUCAAGCAUGGAGCGGACCCCACCAAGAAGAACCGUGACGGCAACACUCCUCUGGACAUGGUGAAGGAUGGCGACACGGACAUCCAGGACCUGCUGAGAGGAGACGCUGCACUGCUGGACGCUGCGAAGAAGGGCUGUCUGGCCCGCGUCCAGAAACUCUGCAGCCCAGAGAACAUCAACUGUAGAGACACACAGGGACGUAACUCCACCCCCCUGCACCUCGCAGCUGGCUACAACAACCUGGAGGUUGCGGAGUAUCUCCUGGAGCACGGGGCUGACGUCAAUGCACAGGACAAAGGAGGCCUCAUCCCCCUGCACAACGCUGCCUCCUAUGGGCACGUGGACAUUGCUGCACUUCUGAUAAAGUUCAACACAUGUGUGAACGCUACAGAUAAGUGGGCCUUCACCCCGCUCCACGAAGCAGCUCAGAAGGGCCGUACCCAGCUGUGUGCUCUGCUGCUGGCCCACGGAGCAGACCCCAGCAUGAAGAACCAGGAGGGACAGACCGCACUGGACCUGGCUACGGCUGAUGACAUCCGUGCCCUGCUGAUGGAUGCUAUGCCCCCAGAUGCCCUGCCCAGCUGCUUCAAGCCCCAGGCCACGGUGGUCAGUGCAGGCUCGGUCAUCUCCCCAGCCUCCACGCCCUCUUGCCUGUCUGCAGCCAGCAGCAUCGACAACCUGGCUGGGCCCCUCAACGAGCUCGGGGCCACAGGGACCUCCGGAGUGGCCGACGGGGCCGCGGGCUCUGACAGGAAGGAGGGGGAAUUGGCGAUGUUGGAUAUGAACAUCGGUCAGUUCCUGAAGAGCUUGGGUCUGGAGCAUAUAAGGGAAAUCUUUGAGAGAGAACAGAUCUCUCUGGAUGUGCUGGCUGACAUGGGUCACGAGGAACUGAAGGAGAUUGGGAUCAACGCUUACGGCCACCGACACAAACUCAUCAAGGGAGUGGAGAGGCUGCUGGGGGGACAACAAGGUGCCAACCCGUACCUGACAUUCCACUGUGCCAACCAGGGCACGGUCCUCAUCGACCUAGCCCCUGACGACAAAGAGGGCCAAUCAGUGGAGGAGGAGAUGCAAAGUAGCAUCAGAGAACACAGGGACGGAGGGAACGCAGGAGGGGUGUUCAGCAGAUACAACAUCAUCAAGAUCCAGAAGGUGGUCAACAAGAAGCUGCGGGAGCGAUACACACACCGCCAGAAGGAGAUCUCGGACGAGAACCACAACCACCACAAUGAGCGCAUGCUCUUCCAUGGUUCUCCAGGUUCUCCGUUCAUAAAUGCCAUCAUCCACAAAGGCUUUGACGAGCGGCAUGCGUACAUCGGAGGAAUGUUUGGAGCGGGGAUCUACUUUGCUGAGAACUCCUCUAAGAGUAACCAGUAUGUUUAUGGCAUCGGGGGCGGCACCGGAUGCCCCACUCACAAAGACCGCUCCUGUUACCUGUGCCACAGGCAGAUGUUAUUCUGCCGUGUAACCCUGGGGAAGUCCUUCCUCCAGUUCAGUGCCAUGAAGAUGGCCCACGCCCCCCCUGGACAUCACUCUGUGAUUGGCCGGCCCAGCGUCAACGGCCUGGCCUACGCAGAGUAUGUAAUCUACAGAGGAGAGCAGGCCUACCCAGAGUAUCUCAUCACCUAUCAGAUCCUUAAGCCGGAGAGCACAGCCACGUCUGCUGCAGGAGCGGAGCAGAAGUCUUAGUCCUGCACCACCAGACCAAUCUCACACAGUUACUGAACACAGUCCUCCUGACCCACAACACACAAGACUGAAGCUUUUUAGUGUUUUGUCUCUGUGCUUUUUUGUUUUAUUGUAAUGUCUAAACUUUUUUUUUUUUUUUUUUUUCACAGCCUGAGUUCCAGUUCAAUUCUUCUUGUUCAGUAGAGUUAACAGUAGACUGCUCAGAUGACAUAUGAAGUAUACUGUAAUAUAUUAUCUCCUGCUUGUGGUGAUAGUUUUUCGGUUUCCUUUGCAUUGGCUGCAUGCAUAGACAGACGCAUGUAUGGCCCAAUAGCGUGUGUGUGUUCCCCACUAGCUACCCCUGGAGAGGGUUGUAGAGAUUCACCCUCUCGUCUGCCCUACAGUGUCAGAAUAUUAACAAUUAGCUACCAUUCUCACCUUAUCAUGCCUUGUGACUUGGAGAAUCACCUCUCUUCAACCCUGUUGUUUUCAACCAGAGUAUGUAACACCUGUAAUACUGGCCUGCCCCAGCCAUCCUUACAUACAUACAUACAUACAUACAUACAUACAUACAUACAUACAUACAUGCAUACAUACAUACAUGCAUGCAU